This is a messenger RNA of Stegastes partitus (bicolor damselfish), 2179 nucleotides long. RefSeq names its product sodium- and chloride-dependent neutral and basic amino acid transporter B(0+)-like. Gene Ontology annotation, molecular function: alanine transmembrane transporter activity; beta-alanine transmembrane transporter activity; (R)-carnitine transmembrane transporter activity. Gene Ontology annotation, cellular component: plasma membrane. The record is from RefSeq and is a predicted model, not a curated record. The annotation marks the transcript as partial. Lineage: Eukaryota; Metazoa; Chordata; Actinopteri; Pomacentridae. Gene Ontology annotation, biological process: sodium ion transmembrane transport; amino acid import across plasma membrane; (R)-carnitine transmembrane transport. The transcript is spliced from 15 exons.
UUUGAUUUUUCAUUGUGGUGUUACUCCUUCGUACUUAUUCCACGACCGCUUAUAUCAACAAAAAGAGAAGAAGUCCUCAAACAGUCAGGACACUCACGUGGACGAUGGCGAUGAGAAUCCUGAGCGUGGAAACUGGACCAACAAGACAGAAUACAUCCUCUCUAUGAUCGGCUACGCUGUCGGUCUGGGAAAUAUCUGGAGAUUUCCAUAUGUGGCCUAUAAGAAUGGAGGGGGUGCUUUUCUCAUUCCCUAUUUUUUGAUGUUGGUUUUGUGUGGAAUUCCUCUUUUCUUCUUGGAAAACGCCAUUGGUCAGUUCUGCAGCCAAGGUCCCAUCAACAUGUGGAGAGCAGUGCCAAUACUGCAGGGUGUCGGCUUGUCCAUGGUUAUGGUGAACGCACUGGUGUCAAUCUACUAUAAUGUCAUCAUCGCCUACAGCCUGUAUUACAUGUUCGCCUCCAUGCAGUCUCCUCUGCCGUGGUCCAGCUGCUCCAACUGGGCUGACAGAAAAUGCAGCAGCACGCCCAAAGUGUAUUGUAAUGUAAGUGGUGUUUUGAUGGUCAACUGGACUCAGGAAAACAACACUUGUCCUUCAUCUAACAAGAUCACAGUUCCAAUGCAGAGCCCGAGUGAGCAGUACUGGGACCGUGUGGCUCUGCAGAGAUCCAGUGGUCUGGAUGAAACAGGACCAGUAGUUUGGUACUUGGCUCUCUGUCUACUGCUGAGCUCCAUACUUGUUGCUGCAGCGCUCAUCAGAGGCAUCAAGUCAUCAGGCAAAGUUGUGUAUUUCACAGCUACAUUUCCUUAUGUGGUGAUUUUGAUUCUACUGAUCAGAGGUGUGACACUGGAGGGAGCAGGAGAUGGCAUUGAGUUCUACAUCGGUUCCCAAUCGAAUUUGACAAAACUGACCGAAGGACAGGUCUGGAAGGAUGCAGCAACUCAGACUUUCUUUUCCCUGUCCAUCGCUUGGGGUGGCGUUUCAACCCUGGCUUCUUAUAGCAACUUCCACAACAACAUGUUCUUGGAUUCAGUUAUUGUAACUGUCAUUAACGAUGGUACCAGUGUGUUUGCAGGCUUUGCCAUCUUUUCAAUUUUAGGACACAUGGCUCGCAUCUAUGGAAAGCCUGUUGGAAAAGUGGUGAAAGAAGGGUUUGGCCUGGCUUUCAUUGCAUAUCCAGAUGCUCUGGCCAAGCUUCCUAUUUCCCCGUUGUGGUCCAUUUUGUUCUUCUUCAUGCUGCUGACUGUUGGUCUGGACUCUCAGUUUGCAGCAAUAGAGGUGAUCACCACGUGCCUGUUGGAUGCCUUUCCUAAAACCCUCAAAUCCAAACGUGCCAUCGUGACCAUACUGAUGUGUGUCAUUGUCUUCCUCCUGGGCCUUCCGUGUGUGACAAGGGCAGGAAUAUACUGGGUAACUCUAAUCGACCAGUUUGUUGCCAGCUGGGUGAUGCUAAUUUUGGCUCUCAUGGAGAUCAUUGGCUUCUGCUACAUAUACGGUGUAAACCGUUUUAUCAAAGACAUUGAGAUGAUGAUUGGAAAAAGGAGCUUCUGCUUCUGGCUGUGGUGGAGAGCCUGCUGGUUCUUCCUCACUCCCUCCAUCAUAGUGGUGAUCCUGGUGUGGUCUCUGGCAACCUUUGUGCCCCCCACCUAUGGGAAAGUGCAGUACCCAGCUUGGGGUUUGGCUCUGGGCUGGUGCAUGGUUGCAUUCAUCCUCAUCUGGAUCCCUGUCACCGCUGUGUACAAGCUAAUAAAAGCAGAGGGAAACCUCUGUAAGCGCCUGAUAUCGUUGUGCUCUCCAUCUGAGGACUGGCAUCCCUACUUGGACAUCCAUCGAGGAGAGCGCUACUCAAAGAACACUGCUGCUGCUGAAGAAGCAGUGUCAGAUGAUAGAACAGAUGAUAAGAAAAUGUAAAUAUAACUUCUAGUAUAAUUUCAGGACAGCUACCUAGUUUUUAAAAUACUUAAAAGACUAAUGUCAGCUGUCUAACAACAAAUGUCUGUGACUUGAAGACUGAAAUGGUUUAAAUUCCACCACAGUUUUCUUAUUGUACUAUUAAUAAAUGUCAUUGUUCAAGAUUGUGUAAGAUCAAACUUACAGACUCUGUCAACAGAUUAGGUGGUAACUGUAGUUUGCUGUUGAACUGGGCCGCUCAUACUACAAAUCCUGUCUUGUGAGCUCAAGGGC